AUCACCGUCGCAGAAACUGUUCCCACUGCGGGGAAGAUAUCAAGUGAAGAGGCGAAGGAACAACAGCAGACCUCUGCUCUCUUAGCGGCCGAAAUUGCUGAACAGAAGAGGAAGUUUCAGGAAAAGCAGAAUGAACUCCAGCAAUUGAAGGAACAACUGGAGUCUGUGAAGCAGCAGAACCAGAACUUUUCUUUGGAAUUAAAAUCCAAAACCGAGCUGCUCGCCCAAGCGACCGCAAAGCAGGAGGGCUUUGAUUUGUUGAAAGCCAGUUUGGACGCCCAGCUACAGGCAAAGACGGAACUGAAUUUGUCGGUGAAAAGCGAAUAUCCUGUACAAAAGUAUCGUACUCGUUUUGCAUUCAUGCAUUACAAAUCUUUUUCUUGAAGGUAAAUCAGCACUACAAACUUUAUUUCUCAUGCUGAGGAAAUUUGUAAUGCAUUCAUACGAAUGCGAUACUUUUGCAACGCAUAGUGAAAAGGAGCUGCUGGUGAAGGAGAACGCGAAAAUGGAGGAAAAACUGGAGAGUCUGGAGAAAGAAAAGCAACAGUUGAAGCAGGCACUGCAAGAGGUCGGUGAGAACCUGAAAUUGAUGAAGUCUUCAAAAAGCAAAGCGGAUAAGUCGUCCUCCAUGUCGCCGGCCCGGACGAAAAACAGAUCUACUUCCACGGGAGCUGUGCC
Messenger RNA from Amoebophrya sp. A120, 678 nucleotides. Lineage: Eukaryota; Dinophyceae; Syndiniales; Amoebophryaceae. The record is from the annotation of a GenBank genome assembly.